GGCCCAGGUGCGGCUGCCCGGCGGCUGCGGCGCGGCGGAAAGCGAUGAGGUGCCGCGGCCUCUGCACGUUCGACGCUGCGCGGGGGCCCCGGCGCCUGAUGCGCGUGGGCCUCGCGCUGAUCCUGGUGGGCCACGUGAACCUGCUGCUGGGGGCCGUGCUGCACGGCACCGUUCUGCGGCACGUGGCCAAUCCCCGAGGCGCCGUCACACCGGAGUACACCACAGCCAAUGUCAUCUCAGUCGGCUCGGGGCUGCUGAGCGUUUCCUUGGGACUUGUGGCCCUCUUGGCAUCCAGGAACCUUCUUCGCCCACCACUGCACUGGGCCCUGCUGGCACUAGCUCUAGUGAACCUGCUCUUGUCCGCUGCCUGCUCUCUGGGCCUCCUCCUUGCUGUGUCGCUCACUGUGGCCAAUGGUGGUCGCCGUCUUAUCGCUGACUGCCAUCCAGGACUGCUGGAUCCUUUGAUACCACUGGACCAGGGGCCUGGACACACUGACUGCCCCUUUGACCCCACAAGAAUCUAUGAAACAGCCUUGGCUCUUUGGAUCCCUUCUUUGCUUAUGUCUGCAGGGGAGGCUGCUCUAUCUGGUUACUGCUGUGUGGCUGCACUCACCCUACGUGGAGUGGGGCCCUGCAGGAAGGAAGAGCUUCAGGAGCAGCUAGAAGAACUGACAGAGCUUGAACCUCCUACAUGUAAAAAGCAGGAAAAUGAACAGCUACUGGAUCAAAAUCUAGGAAUCCAGGCACCACAGAGAAGUUGGGUUUAAGCCAGCUCUACCAGUUACUGAAAGGAAAAGCUGGUGCUGGGGAGGCCUCCACACCACUGACUGAUGAAUUUCAGCACGUCUUGGCACACUGGACUGUGGGAAGUCUGUGAGCAAAUGGAAGGAACAGGAGAAGAACUCAUUAGUUCUGGGAAAACAUUCAUGAUACAAAGAAAAUCAGCUCCAUGGCAGUGUCACAGGGAGCAAGGUUCAGGGUCUGCAAUGCCUUCUUGAUAAUCCCACCCACACUUCUAGUGGUCUUUUUUCAGUGCUGCUCUCUUUGCCCUCAUCCUUCAAGUUCCCCUC
Molecule: messenger RNA, 1070 nt
Organism: Microcebus murinus (gray mouse lemur)
Lineage: Eukaryota; Metazoa; Chordata; Mammalia; Primates; Cheirogaleidae
Source: RefSeq, a predicted model, not a curated record